CCAGGCCCUCCUGGUCUGGCAGGGAUGCCUACUCUCUACCUUUGGAGAAAUACAAUGGAUGAAUGGGCUGCCUUCCAGCAUUCUGUUCUCUUCCACUUCCUUCAGUACGGCUGGCCUGUACAACAGGGCCCAGCUGGACCGAGGGGGGAGGCGGGGCAGCCCGGGGUGCAGGGUAAACAGGGGGAUCCCGGACACCCAGGAGUCCCGGGGAGCAGAGGAGACCGGGGUUACCCAGGGCCAAGGGGAGGGCCUGGAAGGACUGGGAUCAGAGGGACGGACGGCAGACAUGGGCUGAAUGGACAACCAGGAGCACCUGGGGUCCCUGGGCUACAGGGCCCUGAGGGCCACACUGGAGAAUUUGCCCCAGCAGGAGAGAAAGGGGAUAAGGGCUUCAGCGGAGAAGCAGGACUAUGCGGAAAUCGAGGGGAGCCUGGCUGGAAGGGGUCAAAAGGUGAACCAGGGCUUAUGGGUGCUGUUGGACCCCCUGGAGCAAGGGGUGUCAGAGGGAUCCCUGGGCCGCGGGGAGCAGCCGGGCCGCAGGGGGAUUAUGGGUCAGAUGGGGCUGCAGGACCUCCAGGAUUACCAGGAGCCCCAGGUUUCACUGGAUGGGUUGGCAUCCAGGGAGCAUCAGGUCCUCUGGGGGAGCUAGGUCUGCCUGGUCCAGCUGGCCAGAGAGGUCCUCAGGGACCUGAAGGCUUAGAAGGAUGGAGGGGCUCCACUGGGCUCCCAGGUCCUCAGGGACAGCCAGGAAAGGAAGGACUACAUGGGCCUAAAGGAGAUACUGGCCAAUUAGGCCCUGCGGGGCCACAGGGUGAGCGUGGUGUGGAGGGCCUCAUGGGUCCAUUUGGCUUUUGGGGUUUGCCUGGGUUUCCAGGGGGCAGACACACUGCAGUCAAGAAAAACUCCCUUUCAUUAAUCGUGAUUAGAGACAUUGUCAAUGUCAGGAACUGCUGCCAACCUUUCCAUAGGGUUUGCGAGGCGCUCCAGGAAUCUGGGGUCCCCAGGGGGACAGGGGUCCAUAUGGGUUACCCGGUGUGCCUGGGUUCAGAGGUCAAGCAGGUCGGCAAGGCUUACAGGGUGAAAAUGGAGAACCUGGUCUCCAGGGAAACGCCGGCAAAGAAGGUCCAAAGGUCAGAGCUGCAUCAGACUUUUGAACAGAGAACCUGA
Brienomyrus brachyistius is the source of this 1167-nucleotide messenger RNA. RefSeq names its product collagen alpha-1(X) chain-like. The record is from RefSeq and is a predicted model, not a curated record. The transcript is spliced from 18 exons. NCBI's taxonomy places the organism in Eukaryota, Metazoa, Chordata, Actinopteri, Osteoglossiformes, Mormyridae. The coding region runs from base 25 to 1167 and encodes 380 amino acids.